This is a messenger RNA of Hymenoscyphus albidus, 702 nucleotides long. The record is from the annotation of a GenBank genome assembly. Lineage: Eukaryota; Fungi; Ascomycota; Leotiomycetes; Helotiales; Helotiaceae.
AUGUACCCACAAGAGUACGUCCAGCAAACUCUCCAAGCCUCGGAAGCCACACCCACGACACACCACCACCAUUACACCGACUACCAGGGAGCACCAAACGUCCAGCCGACAAUGAAAUCUAUCUAUCUAGGCUGUCGACAUGAGCUAGACUUGAGCGUGAGUCUUGGAGCUCUCAGUGUUGAUGGCAAUGAAAAUAUCCACAUAGAUAACUCUCGUCCAGGAGUCUCCAUCCUCAUCCAUCCUCGUUGGUGUCCGAACUGUCUCCUCCAUCGCCAACAAGCCAUCCAGGAGAACUUCUCGAGGCGAUGGACCAUUCCACCACCAGCCGACAGAGAACAGGCGCGCAUCCAGCAAAAGAACGCGGACUUCGCACGCGGAGUCAUGGAUGGUCGAAUCCUGGCGUUGUCUGAGCCGAUCGUUGACCACCCUGAUCUUCUACUGACGGAACAGCAGAAUGCUGAGAGACUCAAUGCUAAAAUUGAACAGAAGCUCGUGAAUAUGUUCGCUGCAUCGAGUUUGGCUCCUUUUGAUGAGGGAUGGACUCCGCAAAUGAGGGACAUGGUGCAGUUCUCUCAAUCCGAUAAGCACUUCAAGAAGGGUAUUAAAGAAGGGGUUGAGAUACAACUCGAUUUUGAGAAGAGUGUAUUGGAGGCGAACACAGAGGGGGAGAGGGAGAUGAGAUUGGGGAACGCACUUUAUUAA